Messenger RNA from Dromiciops gliroides (monito del monte), 2992 nucleotides. RefSeq names its product TATA-box binding protein associated factor 8 (gene TAF8). Gene Ontology annotation, cellular component: transcription factor TFIID complex. Gene Ontology annotation, biological process: transcription initiation at RNA polymerase II promoter. The record is from RefSeq and is a predicted model, not a curated record. NCBI's taxonomy places the organism in Eukaryota, Metazoa, Chordata, Mammalia, Microbiotheria, Microbiotheriidae. The transcript has 8 exons. Gene Ontology annotation, molecular function: protein heterodimerization activity. The coding region runs from base 79 to 1002 and encodes 307 amino acids.
CCAGCACCGCCCCCGUUUCCGUCUCGGACUACAGUUCCCAGGCUGCUCUGCGCACACGCACAUUCUCAGGUAUUAAAGAUGGCUGACACAGCUGCAACUGCCGGAGCCGGUGGCUCAGGAGCGAGAUCAGGAAGCAAGCAGGCCACCACCCCUGCAGACAACUACUACCUGGCACGGAGACGAACCCUGCAGGUAGUUGUGAGUUCCUUGCUGACAGAGGCUGGGUUUGAAAGUGCUGAGAAAGCAUCGGUAGAAACAUUGACUGAGAUGUUACAAAGCUACCUUUCAGAAAUUGGGAGGAGUGCUAAGUCCUAUUGUGAGCACACGGCCAGGACACAGCCAACACUCUCAGACAUCGUGGUCACACUUGUUGAGAUGGGUUUCAAUGUGGACACUCUCCCUGCAUAUGCUAAACGGUCCCAGCGGAUGGUAAUCACUGCACCUCCAGUCACCAAUCAGCCUGUGACUCCCAAAGCCCUGACUGCUGGACAGAACAAGUCUCACCCACCUCAUAUCCCUAGCCAUUUUCCUGAAUUCCCCGAUCCCCACACCUACAUCAAAACACCGACCUAUCGCGAGCUCGUGUCAGAUUACCAGGUCCUUCGGGAAAAGGCCGCGUCACAGAGGCGGGAUGUGGAACGGGCACUUACUCGUUUUAUGGCCAAGACAGGCGAGACACAGAGUCUCUUCAAGGAUGAUGUCAGCACAUUUCCAUUGAUUGCUGCCCGGCCAUUUACCAUUCCCUACCUGACAGCCCUUCUCCCGUCUGAAUUGGAGAUGCAGCAGAUGGAGGAGACUGAUUCUUCCGAGCAAGAUGAGCAGACAGACACAGAGAACCUUCCUCUCCACAUCAGCACGGAUGAAUCUGGUGCAGAGAAGGAGAAUGCCUCUGUUCUACAGCAGAACACUUCCUUGUCAGGAAGCCGGACCGGGGAGGAGAAUAUUAUCGAUAACCCUUAUCUCCGGCCUGUAAAGAAGCCCAAGAUCCGUAGGAAGAAGUGAAUUUGAAGAGAAUGAGGGCAUUCCAUUCUGAGUGUGUCUUCUCUCCUGCUUGAUAGCAGAGAAGAAAUGAGUUAUUCACCAUUAAGUUUAGGCCUAGAAAGAAUCUCCCUGAGCUUAGUAGACAAGUUUCCUUGUUUCUUUCUUUCUGAACACCUAUUCUUUCACCUUGAGGUAUGUUAGAAUGAAGCUAUCUCAUCUUUUUGAGAUCGAUGACAUCUUUGUAACUAUGGGAUUAACCAUUCAGUGGAAAUAAUCGCUAGCAUUCAGUUGGCCAAAGUCCUCCCAUGACCUUUUGGGAUACACAGGACUUCUCUUCUGGUCCCUCUUUUCACAUGAGAGAAAAAACUUCUGAAUUGGAAAGGGAUACACAAAUCCAUUUCCAUUCCCAUUUAAAGAUACCCGGGAAGGAGAGGCCUAGGUGGACAGACAAACCAGGAUCUGAUAUUUUGUUGGGUGACUUUGGAGAAACAAAUGUAUAAUAAUGAUAUUUUGCUCAUUUUAUACACAGGAAGAUUUAGUGAUUUCAUUUCCUGUCAUAGGCUUUUAUUUCAGUUGAAACUUCUAGGCAACUAUAUUCCAGACAACCCUUUUAUUGGCUCACCAGCAGUUCUGUCUGGCAUUGGCCCCCAGGACAGAACCUCCUUCUGUGGCCUACAAAGCCCUGAGAACAUGCCCAGGCCAAAGAGGAAGCUCACUGGGUUGUUGGUUCAAUUACUUUUCUGCCUCGAGCCUGGCACACUCAAUGAGUCUUCCAUUCUUUUCCCAGGACAGAAAGUGAAGACUUGUUCUCUUCCCCUGUGAUCUCUGCCCCCCUGAAUGGGAGGUAGAUGCUUAACAUUUACUGAACUUCUGAGGAAGCUAUGACUAGAAUAUCCCAGGCUCUUUUUUGUUGACCAGAAAACAGGUUCUUAAAGAAAAUUCUAUGUAAGCUGCUAUAUAUAUUCUUGGCUAGACAUUAAUGCAAGGUGAGUUUAAAAAAAAAAGCCAAAUGAAAACUACUGGAAGGUUGGAAAUACUUUAAAUGAAAGACAAAUAAGGAAUCUCUUGUAAGAUAUUUUGCCAGAGUCCUGAAAUCUUUUUGGAUAGACAAUCUGAUAACUUUAUUCUCUCCUUCCCAGCCCAACCCUGCCUCUACACUUUCUUUCCCCAAUAAAUAAAACUCCUUGGCCUGAUAGUGCUACCCCAUGAACUUCCUGCCCAGCUAUUUUGAUGGAGAGAUGCUUUCUUAAGGGAAGAGAACUGUCUGUUUGGAAUUGAAGAGAAGCCUGCCAAUCCAAAUGUCUUAGGGGAGAAAAUGUCACACUCUGACCCCAGCUUUCCAGGCUUGUCUAUAGUUAGCUAAAGUUGCAAUACCUCUUCCACUGAGAACACUUGAAAACUAUUUUCACAGGCCAGUGGCCUUGGCUUUGUGAAUCUUGGGUUUUCAGCCCUUAGAGUGGUGUGGUGAGUUAUGGGAAUGUUCAUGUUUUGGAGGUGAGCACUGUAGACAAUGAUAGGACAGAAGCAUUUACAGCCCUUUUAUGCAGCUCCUCCCAUGAGCACUGCAGGAGCGGGGGAGGUCACUGUGUUGUGUGUGCAGUCUUGCUACUGUAAUUGCCCAUCACUGAUGCCAAAAACCCCCCCAAAAAAACAUUUACCAGCACCUACUUGGAGGAGGCACUUGUUAAAUACGGCUUCUUGUUACUUCUGCCAAGAAACCUGAGCCAUCGUUACUGAAAUACCACAUUCUGUGCUUUUCUGGGCAAAAUGGGUCCAUGUGAGAGUCUGGGGAGGGGCCAUUCACAUGUCACCCUGACAGGUUUGUUCGUGCAUCGUGUUCAUCCUGACUCUUUGCUGUUGUGUAAAAACUGUACAUACGACUAAACACUUAGUUACAAUUUUCUAUUUUUAAUAAUUUGAAUGAGUUUUUUUUUUUUGAAAGAAAAAAUGUGGCCAAAGCCAUAUGAAAACUGUUACUUGUAUGUGCAUAAUAAAAUCUGUGAUGUAGCUA